Messenger RNA from Ciona intestinalis (vase tunicate), 903 nucleotides. The record is from RefSeq and is a predicted model, not a curated record. Lineage: Eukaryota; Metazoa; Chordata; Ascidiacea; Phlebobranchia; Cionidae.
CUAAAAUAAGAAAUUUCUGCAAUGUGGUAUUCGGUAUAGUAAAUUAAGUUUAGGGAUGAUUUUGGCCACAGGAGUUCCACGAAACUUAAUAGAAUGAAAAGAUACAAUUAAGAAUUAACCAGUAAAGUUCAGGAGGUUUCAAAUUCUGAUUUUUUUACUCGUAAAAGACAAAGAUGAGCGUCUCUAGGCCAAGCAAUGUCAGCCAUGAAACUGACGUUUUUCGACACACCCCACUUCGUUAUAUGGGUUAUGCAAACGAAGUUGGUGAAGCAUUUCGUUCCAUGGUACCAAGAUCUGUGGUGUAUGCAAGUUAUGCAGUCGCAAGUGUGUACGUACUAGCUGAUGCUUCUUCUAAAGGUUUAAACUCAUCAACAGUCACUAACACUGCUGAAAGAAAAACCAAAGGUUCACCUGUUGUUGCAUUUACAGAUGCAUUGGUUUGGCAAUCCCUUGCGUCAGUUGUUAUACCAGGUUUUACAAUAAAUCGAAUUUGCGCUGGUGCAACAUUUACUCUGAGACACAUCGCACCUAAGGUUCCAAUUAUUGGAAGGAAAUGGAUUUCAACAAUUAUUGGACUUCUAGCAAUACCUGUUAUUAUACACCCUAUUGAUAGAUCAGUUGACUUUCUUAUGGACAGCUCAAUCCGAAAAGUUUAUUUAUGCAAAACCUCAAGUGCAAAGUGAUCACUGUACAUUUGGUUCUGUAGGAAAUUUUAUGUUUUAUUUUCACUGCUGAGUCAUGCUGCUAGCUUCAUUUACCUCUUUUAAAUGUUGUUUAGAGUUUCUACUUAUUGUUUCUUGUUUCAACAUGGGUGCCAAAGUUUAAAAAAGAAUUUGUUUUCAUGUCAAAUAUACAAAACUGUUUCUUAAGAUUAAAUAUUGUUACUCGUCGACAUGUAUUGUA